AUGCCCGCAACUAACCGAAGAAUUUCGUUGGGAUCGCCAAAAGAUCUCAGAGAAGUGAAGUUUUUUGACGAGGAGCCUAUUCCGGACGUUCCACCGAAGGGUGCACGUGUCAAAGUUUGCUAUGCUGGAGUAUGUCUUACUGACCGGGAAGUGUCCAACACAAAGCAGGCGAGAAUUACAAACGGAAUCAAGGACACUAGCUUGUUUCCAGGAUACGAAGUUUCUGGUAUCGUCGAAUCUUUCGGCUCAGAAUGUACUCCACGGGAUUACGACUUGAAUAUUGGAGACAAGGUUAUUGUUUGGCCAACUGAUGAAAUGUGCAGUCAUGGAUAUGCUGACUACGUUGCUGUUCCAACUCUCCAUUUUCUUGUGAAAAUUCCGGAAACUCUUUCAAUGCACGUGGCCUCAAUUCUCCCAGCCGGUGCUACGUGGGCACUGUCUGCUGUUCUCCAGGCUAGACCGAUUGUUGAAGCAUUUUCGCAAUCAAAAGGCUUCUGCAACAUUCUGAUCGUCGGUGCUGGAGGACUUGGUCUUUGGCUUCUCAAGCUCGCUAAACAUUUCCUUGCCAUCAACAAUGAUAAGAAGAUUCGCCUUAUGGUUGCAGACGCGAAAGAAGAACGUCUAUCUCUUGCUGAAAGAAAUGGAGCAGACUUUGUUGUCCAUUGGGAUGAUUCGGAGUUUGAGGAGUAUCUUAUCAUGAGAACAAAGGAUGUUGCUCGCACAGGUGUCAAUGUUGUCUUCGACUUUGUGACUUCUCCUAGAACUGUUACUCGUUCAUUGAAAUGUCUCGCCGAAGGAGGUGUUUUGUUCGUCGGAGGUCUAUCAGGGCUCGAUGUUCAACUUCCAAUAAAACAUGUUGCCAAAAACAGACUUGCAAUUAUGGGUGUCACUAGAGGAAGCAUUGAACAACUCAAAAAUCUUGUCAACUUGAUUGCUGGAGGACAAAUCGAUGCACCAGAUUACAGAGUUUAUCCAGUCGAUCAGGCAUCGGCUGUUUUGAAGCAAUUGUCGAUGUCUGAAGUGGAAGGUCGGGCUAUCCUCGAAGUUUGCGACCCAAUAUCAGCUCUGAAUAUCGAUGAAACCGGCGGUGUUCCAAUUCCAGCUGCCACCUCCGAAUAA
This is a messenger RNA of Caenorhabditis remanei, 1119 nucleotides long. RefSeq lists its product as uncharacterized. Gene Ontology annotation, molecular function: oxidoreductase activity. The transcript has 4 exons. The record is from RefSeq and is a predicted model, not a curated record. Bases 1 to 1119 code for a protein of 372 amino acids. NCBI's taxonomy places the organism in Eukaryota, Metazoa, Nematoda, Chromadorea, Rhabditida, Rhabditidae.